ACGAAACUAAAUCGUCGUUAUGAUCAUCGUUGUCUUUAACAGAUACUCGUGACGUAACCUGAAGAUUCCAUGGUUUUGCUCAUGGAUGACUUGCGUUAAAAGCUUAAUCUAUCCGUCGAUUAGUGCCUAUUAUCACCGAUAAAGAACUACCCCGUCGACUUUCAAGUGCUGGUCCAAACCGAUUGUCCCCGAGUAUCGUACCCUACCGUGGGGAGGGGGAAUCGCCACAUCUUGCGGGAGGCAAGCAGUAUCCGUGGCAGUAACAGCGGUUGUACAGAUCCUACGACGAAUUGUUGAUGUUAUUGUUUUUGUUACAGCUCUGACUGCUACCACUCUGUAUAAACGUUACUGUUACUAGCGAUGCCGUAACCAGCUGCUAGGUAGAAUUAUCGCUCGUAGUGAUAGUAUAUAGUGUAAUUGGAUCCGGCGCGGACGCAGCAACGGGGUUGCUUCGGGUGUGCUGCCGCUGCUCAGAGCAGCUACAACGCUGAGCUGAGUAGACGGUUUUAGGGCGAAGGCUCGUGCCCUCGCUCAUCAUGGCCAGCUCGGACUCACAGGAGUUGCCGCCAUCGCCGGAUAUCUCCCCCGAGUGGGUGAUCAUCCAUGAGAUGUUCGGCGAAAAAAAGGAAGCUGGCGGGGGCUCACAUGAGGCUCAUGAGCUCGAGUUUGACAGAGCUCUGGAGUUCACUCCAAAGAUCAUUGUCAUCGAACCGCACAGCCUCGCCGAUGCCACCGCCAGGUGGAUCAAAAUUGGUAACGGCCUCACACGGGUUGGCAUUGGCUGCGGAGUCGCCUCAGUAGCGACCUUUGCCCUAACCAAAAGCAACUCUGCCCAAUCACUAUACGUGAUGUUUCCUUUAGUCGGCGUGAAUCUAUUAUGUUGUACACUGUACAAUGUGUCGUGGAGUAGCGAUCCUUGUAUACACUAUCAGGUGGAUAAUAGCAAGGAGAUCCGUGAUCAGUUGCCUCUAGCCGAUAACAUGGAAGAUGCUGUGAUUCUUGUGCGUUGCGUCGAUACGAAUCGACGGGUUUUGCAUACAACUGUGACACUGGUGGCGCUGUCUCUGGUCGUUUAUAGGGUUAUCCAAUGGUUCAAGCAGCUGUAGACUACUACCGAACGCGAACAUGCAAAACAUCGUUGAAACCUCGUCGCUGCUUGUCAUCUCAUCUCAAGAAACUGCUUUUCGACUGCUGGUUAGUUGGGCCUACUUCUAUGAGCACGGAGUCACGCGGCAUUAACAAACUUAAAGCUAAAAGGGAUGCACAUCUACAGAAAAUGAGCUAUCAGACAACUUUAGCAGCCGUAUAAUCCUUUUGUAGCUCAUCAUGGCUUAGCGCGAUUUCACAGUGUCGGUACUAUCAAGACGGCUGGAACAGCUACGGGAUCAGCCAUGCAUAAAGAUGAUACGAACUACAUUUCUCAUUGUGAAUAGCUGGUAAAUGCCAUGAACCAACUGAGCGACGAAUUGACGGCAUGAAGAAAGUUUGGAAGAAAAAGGAGUUUUGAGCCCAGACGAGGAAUAGUGAAAGAGACAGACUUCGUUAAACAGAAGACUGAAAAAUGAACAAAUGAUAUGGGCCAUACUGUGGCGGAAACUACUUACAAGCAUUCACCUAAUGUUAGUUGUAAAAUCAAACGAGCUGUUUGGUAAUUUUUGUGUUGAAGAUGAUAAUUACUCGGAAAUACGGUACAUCUGCGCGGCCUAUAGGUAGAACGCACCAUAUAACAUAACAAAUGACAGUUCACUUGUAGUGCCGGCUAAUUAUCAAACUGAGACAAAUAGUAAUGAGUUUGCUUGAAGAGAUUAGCGGAUUAUGUGAUAACAACUCUGUACGACAUUUUUAUAGGACGACUGCCAGCCGUCAGGUUAACAGCGCGUGCAAAGCUGUCAAUAGAAAACUAUUUUGCGAUUCCGAUGGCUUAAUUUCUUUUUGCUACUAUAGUGUCACUUAGGGGUCUUAGGUGUAGCACAGAACGUUUCGUACUUCUUGUGAGGACAAAGUUGCGUAUGUGGCUAUCUGGUAGGGUUAAACACGCCCUAUUUCAAUAAUGGCUGUAUACAUGUCGGGGUCACCUUAUUAUUAAUAGGGUUAGGUUCGUGCAAGACUACCGUAAGGAACAAGCACACAAAGUUAUGACAUUUUUGCCUUUUAAUUAGCUGGCCUAAAUGAACAGUUUGAAAAUAGGCACGGAGGAUAUGUGCAGAUACGUUCAACUCGAUUAUGAACAACAAAAUUUCUAGGGAAUCUUUAUUUUCCCUGAGUGAAAAACAAUCGAAACUCUGCGACGAAUCUAUAAUUACAUAGCUACUACUAUUGCGUACAAAUAGUUGAUAAUGGUGGCAAAAACUGUCUUGACUAGAUGUUUGAAUUUCAGAAGUAACACUUACAUGCGCAGACCGAACAGCCGUGUGUACCAAUCAAAAGCACGAAGGAACGUAUCAAUCUAGAAUGUAUUAUAUGAGUGAAAUCUAGUUUCCUUUUGCCAACGUGCGUAAUCGCGUGUUAGGGCCUGGAAAAAUCUAGCGACUUAGCGUACGAUGAGGCAAGAAUUGCCGAAUUAUUGAUCAACGCUACAUACCGUAGGUCCACUAAGCUAGAGUGAACGUAACGUAUUUUUCAAACGUUGCCAGCGGCCGGAUUUGGUGCCGUGACGGUACGUAGACAACUGGGCGUUUGUGCCCGGAGACGGGUAUCAAUGUCGAGGUUAUUUAGUUAGACCGAAAUGUCAUAGAUAAUAUUGAUGAAAUGUACUAAAGCGAAGAAGAAAUAGGUGAAUCACGGAAAACUUCCGACGCAGAUAUAUUCGUAGGCCCUGCUCCAUACAUCUUUCCAUUACAGGCGGUGAAAGGGGGUGAAUGCGUUUGCAUUGCCUAAUUGAAUGUACGUGUGUGUGCGAAUUUGUACAAACAGCCGCCCGUUGUUGUAGAAGUUUUUUUUGAUAUUUUGAUAGGUUAUGUGACAUUUAUAGUGUAUUUUCGUAUCAGGUACAUAUAUCGUUUAGGUGAUGCUUAUACAUCGUAUUGACUGGGAGAAACGCGAAAAUGCAGUUUACAAAAAAAAAAACUGGAUAAAAGUUACGUCGAUAGAUUACGUAAAAUACAAUUUUGUCCUAUUUGACUCAACAUCCUUCGCGCAGGUUUAGGUCCAAACAGGGAGAAAACUGUGCCAUAUCUACACAUCGCACGCUAUUACUGAUGUUUCUUGCCGUAAUUUUGACGGUGGUUGGCAAAAUUAUGAGUUGUUUGGAAACCGUAUUUAAUCUGACAAGUGGACCAAACCGAUCAGGAAUGACAGCUUCAAGGAACGGCAACUCCAUAAACGCGUCCCAGGCAAUAGCAGUAAUCGUCAUAGUAGCCGAAGUAGUCGCAGUUGUUAUCAUAUUGUUGUUUUUCAAGAACUAACAAGACAAGUGAAACUAAGAAAAAAGAAAAGUAUUUUUGUAUAAAAUGACAUGAAAACAAGACGAAGGAAAGUUGGGACUGGCAGAUUUGUUUUUUCUGCUAGUAUUUGCUCGAACCUCCAAUGUAUGUGUUGUGCUUGAGUAUCCGUCUCAAAGCUCGUCUAAAUUGAUAUGUGCAUGUGUGUGCGUGUCUUCGCUUAUCUCUACGAAUGGAAGCAAUCGAACGUAAACUGGGAAGCCUACAAUUUUGAUAGUUGUUUUUGACUAAUAAUACCGAUGGCGUGCUUCGACUCUUGGCUUAUAUUUAGUUAUCAUGUAUCCAAUAACGAAUCGUAACAUUGUUAUAAAACUAAUUACUCGUAAAGGGGAAUAUUGAAUUGAAAUAGGUCUGAAUUCUAUGAAAGUGGAAACGCAGUUACAUGAUGCCGUUGAGCUAUGAAUAAGGCAUACAUUGAAUUGGGUGAAUGGACGUUGUGCAUAGUAAUAUAGUUGGGAGUUUAUUUAGUUUUGGUCGCAACGGUAGUGGACAUUAACAACCUAGUUUGUGAUCUGAAGUAGCGUACGUGUCUCAGAACCAGAUGGGUCUUUCAAUCGGUGCUGGUAUUGAUUCGAUGAAAUCACACAUUUUAUAACAGAGUUACAGUAUAUGUUGAGAUCGACUCGUUUAAUAAUAAUAAAUAGUGUUGUUUCUGUGACAAGGCGGAAAAGAGAGACCUAGAAAAGAUUCAUCCGCGAGGUGUAAUGCCGCAUCGCCGGUGUCAAAGCUUUGUUAACCUAUCUUAGCUUAAUAUAGAUAAUGCGAGGAUCGGAAACGGACUUUGUGCGUAGGUAAUACAUUUUAUAACGUUAUGAAGUAUUAUCCUUUGAAAAACUCGGCUUGUUGCCAGCUACCGUAGGCCAAAGGAUGCGACCGCUUUUGUAAACUAGCUUUGAACGAAUGCAUUUGGGUGCAUGCAAGAGGUUCCAGUGUGUUUAGUGGCGCGUACCUGCCUAUUCGAAUGACGCCGUGUACAUAUAAGCAAUAAAUUGUAAAUCAACUACUGUUGGUAUAAUCAUAGAGCCCUGCGUAAUAAAAGUCAUGAUAAACUUACAAUUUAUAAUAAAACAUGAUAAAAUUACCAAAAGCUAAUUAUUAAAGUACUUGAAACAAAAAUAAAAAUGUGUUUUAUGAAUCCACAAAAACACAAGAGCCUCAAAAGUUGCUGCUAGCUGAUACUAUUAAUGUUUUGAAUCGUUGCUGUUGACAUUGAACGAAAAUACCGUAAAUAAUGCGGAGUGGGGUCAUAUAUAGCAUGAGGAUGAAAUGCGAUGCAAUGAAAAAAAGCACUGAGCAAUUGAUUGCCCGAUUACGGAAGUGUUCUAUUUAUAGAUUCAUUCGUAUAUAGUUGUAUUGUAAAUAUUCUCAAAGAAGCAAUACGAACUAGCAAGCAGGUAGACUGGGCGAAUAAACGACUCGUUGACUUAUUAAAAGGUCGGACGAAUCAAAGGGAGUUAAGCAAAUGAAGAUAAUAAACAACUGUAAUAUGUUGAGGUUUGAACGGAAUUGAAAUCGAUCUGUAUUAAGUUCUUCUUUUAAUUAUAUUUUUGCUAUUUUUUCCGUUUUAUCGAUGGAUAUAAAUAUUAAUAGUAUAUUGUGAAAUUUAAUUCCAGUUGUUUUUAGUUUAUUAUUAUUUUCGUUAACUAUUACUACAUAUUACGUUAUCAAUUUAGGCUCACCUCACAGCAAUGUCACGAGAUUAGGUUAAUCUCUAACUAAGUUAAUGCACUUGGAUAGUCAGCAAGUACGUGCGGCUAUAUGUAACCAUAUUUUAGAAAAAUCUUCAGUCUUCUAAGGAGUGGGAAUACUUGAAAAGUUUGACCAGGUAGCACUUCAACUCUGAUAGAAAAGAGAGUAUGACUGGGUCUAAUUUGGCGCGGUAAACAUUCUAACCACAUUGUGCACAAAUAGUGUCCAAUAUGAUCAACAUGCUCUUAUGUCUCGUUGUGUUUUAUGACUUAUAUAUUACUUUCGAGACCCAGUAUUGAAGGAAAAUGCAUUUCAAGCCUGUAUUUCUGUAUAUUGAAGUCAAACGAAUAAUUCAGACCUGCAGAGCACACCGCAAUGACUUAUGAUUUAUUCUGUCCGAUGACAUCUCAAAAAACAGAUUCUCAUAUAUUGGGGCUCCUAAAAUACAAACGAUGCGGAAAUCCAAGAUGCAGUUCAUUUGUUUGUAUGCAAUGACAGGUAGACCACCUGAUCUUAAAUGUAAUGCCAUUAGGAUAUGGAUUUGUUAUAAUCAAAUGUACUGAUUUCUCCUUUAACUGUUAUUUCUCAAAAGAAAAUAUGAUAUAGUCCCUAAAUUAAAAAUAAAGAUGAUCAACGUGUUAUGACGUAAAUACCCAUUUAUGUAUACAUCGUUUAUUGUGACCAUUUGUUUUCAUAGGCGACACUGAAUUAUUAGAACAAUAAAGAGAUCUUGAUAUAUAUAUAUAUAUAUAUAUAUAUAUAUAUAUAUAUAUAAUUAUUUCUUCUUUCUAUAUAUACAAAUGGUGUAUUAGGUGAACAGCAAGGGAGUGAAAAUAAGUCUUUUAACACCCUCUCUGUCCCCCAGCCAUGAUUUGCUCGGCCAUAUUGCAAGAGGUUGGCCCUCUCACUCUCAAUUUCGCGCUUCUCUCGCACUCUGCAGCGAUCGCAGCCUUCCCUUUAUUUUGCUGUUUACUUGCGCCUGGUGCCUUUCAUUGUGUAAAAUGUCUUUCUGCGUGGUUGUGUCCUAGAGAGGGCAUCUGUUCUCAUUACUCCUGUAUGUCUAGGCGACUUAUGUGUCUCAAAAAGCCCAGCCCGUCAGCUGUAACUAUUCACAUAAAACAUUUCUUCGAAGCUCAGCCAUCCAACGAGACCCUGUCACCCAACUAUAUUCCUUCGGUUCAAUAUACAUUUGCGGUUCUAUAGGACACCUUCGAACAUGACAGCAAACGUGGCCAGUGACCCAUUUGCUGCUUUUCCACAUUAAAACGCCACCUAUUUUCUUACCUUCGAUGCGUGACCAUGCACAUUUGCAGACCUACUUUAACGAUUUGCGCUCCCGUUAUAUUCAUCAUAGAAUUUG
Molecule: messenger RNA, 6489 nt
Organism: Varroa destructor (honeybee mite)
Lineage: Eukaryota; Metazoa; Arthropoda; Arachnida; Mesostigmata; Varroidae
Gene: Pmi
Product: Transmembrane protein Pmi
Biological process (GO): inner mitochondrial membrane organization
Cellular component (GO): mitochondrial inner membrane
Source: RefSeq, a predicted model, not a curated record